CUGGAACAAAUUUCCCCCUGACUGCCGAUCAUACCUUCUGCAACACCUCUAGGUAACAUUAAUAUUGCACAGCUAAGACUCUUGCUUACCUUGUCUCUCCUUUAGUGUCCUCUCUGUGACUUAUUCUCCUUCCUUCAAAUCAAAUAUUCACAAGUUGUUCCAUCCACCCCUUCAUCGACUACCCGAUCUCUCUUUGACCGCGCCUCUGAUCGUGUCGAGAUUCAUGGAGUAAUGUCAUAGAAAUUAGUCAUUUUACCUGCACUAAAUUUAAUUUUUCUCUAUUCUUUCUUCCCCCACAAAAUUAAAAUAGCCACAAGAAUGCCAUCUUCCGCAAAGUCAGAUAGCUCCAGGGCUCAAAAGCUGGAUAACGACAGCUUCGUUGCUUUUGACCAUGCCGCGGCUGGACAUGAGGGCGUUCGGUGCACCCCCUCCGGCACCUUUAUCGCGAAGCCUUGCACCCCCGCGGAGGUCGCAUUCUACGAGUCCUGCGCCCUCCACCCGGCUUUCGAGCCCUUCAUCCCUACCUACAUUGGAACUUUGACAUCCGCAAAUGAACAAUCACCGCUUGCGCUCGCCAGUGCCCAACCAGGCGCUAUCGUUCUCCCCAUCUCCGAUUCGUCGGAAGCCUCGACAGCUGUCGCAACGCCCCAACCCAGCGGGGCUACAAGUGCGCCGGAAGAAUCUGCACAAGAGGAUGGGCAAUGGGUACCAUCGGGUGGGAAGAAGAUCGAUACGGGUUUGUCCAUCGUGUUGGAGAAUGUGGCAUCUGGGUUUAGACGGCCGAAUGUCUUGGAUGUCAAGUUGGGGGCGAGAUUGUGGGCAGACGAUGCGCCGCUGGCGAAACGGACAAAGUUGGAUACCGUGUCUAAGGAGACGACUAGCUCUAGUCUUGGCUUUCGAAUUGCUGGUAUGAAAGUGUGGACUGGCGUGAAUGGGGAAAGUGACGAAGGGAGCAAAACCGACCCCUAUGCGACCAAAUACGAGGGCGCCGAGGGCACGAAAGGCGAGGUUAUUGAGAAAGACGGCUACAGGCGUUACGACAAGUGGUACGGACGUUCAUUCAGCGACAAGAAUGUGAGGGAGGGCCUCGAGACUUUCCUGGCUGGCGCGAAGGCUGGUGUUGUUGAUCGCUCUAAACUCAUUGCUAGGAGGCUGGCCGAUGAACUGAACGAACUGCAAAAAGUUCUUGAAUCCGAUGAAAGCCGGAUGUAUUCCUCGAGUGUCCUGAUCAUCUAUGAAGGUGACCCAGUGGAGAUGGAGAGUGCACUCAUGGUGGAAAAGAGCGCCAGGAAGAACUCAGAAGAAGGGUCAGAGGAGUUGGAGGAGGAAGAUAACGACGAAGAGUUUGAACUUCAACUCCAGCAGGACGGGGCUUAUCAGGUGGUGGAUCUGCCAGUCGGGACAGAUGGCAAGCCCCAGCAGGCCAUUAAUAUCAAUAUCGAGGCGGAAACAGCUCAGUUAGGUGACCUGGAAGACGAAGAGGACGAGGAAGACCCUCCAAAGGUGCAUGAUCUUCGUCUAAUUGACUUUGCGCACGCUAGCUGGACGCCUGGCCAGGGACCUGAUGAGAAUGUGCUCAUGGGAGUGCGGAAUCUGGCGAAAUUCUUCGAUGAACUUGCUGCAGAGUAAACCUACAAUUAUAAUAGUCGCUGGCGACUUGUGGAUAUCAUACUCAUGCACCCGGUUAUCAAAGUAUUAGUGACCUUUUAAGUAGUAUCUGGACGCUACUCUCCCCUGUCACCCAUAGUAUU
Messenger RNA from Aspergillus alliaceus, 1751 nucleotides. Its product is annotated as inositol polyphosphate multikinase. NCBI's taxonomy places the organism in Eukaryota, Fungi, Ascomycota, Eurotiomycetes, Eurotiales, Aspergillaceae. Gene Ontology annotation, cellular component: nucleus; cytoplasm. The transcript is spliced from 2 exons. The record is from RefSeq and is a predicted model, not a curated record. The coding region runs from base 319 to 1629 and encodes 436 amino acids. Gene Ontology annotation, biological process: inositol phosphate biosynthetic process; phosphatidylinositol phosphate biosynthetic process. Gene Ontology annotation, molecular function: inositol hexakisphosphate kinase activity; inositol-1,4,5,6-tetrakisphosphate 3-kinase activity.